AUGCAGUCAGAGAUAACCUCCGUUAGUGAAGGAAGUUACGGUGUAUCUUCCCAAACCCCAAUUAUUCCUCAAGACGACGAAUCCAAUCCUGCGAGGGGUGUCAUUGAUGGUUGUACGGGUAAAGGAAAUGCUGCAGUCCAGGAAAGCAAACUAUCCAACAAUGUGAGUGGUUCACGUGACAAAUCCGAAGGAGCUCAGAGGAGUGACCGAGAGAAAAACGUAUUACCACCAACUGAGGUCCCAGGCAGCAGUGAGAUCACCCUUUCAAACAAGGGAUACACCUUUACUAGUGUGAAAAAGGACUCAACCUACGCGCAGGAGUGUGGUGACAGGAAUGGUGUGGGUAUUAUUGGUGACGCAGAUUGA
Trypanosoma theileri is the source of this 366-nucleotide messenger RNA. RefSeq lists its product as uncharacterized. NCBI's taxonomy places the organism in Eukaryota, Euglenozoa, Kinetoplastea, Trypanosomatida, Trypanosomatidae. The coding region runs from base 1 to 366 and encodes 121 amino acids. The transcript has a single exon. The record is from RefSeq and is a predicted model, not a curated record.